Morchella importuna is the source of this 2031-nucleotide messenger RNA. RefSeq lists its product as uncharacterized. The record is from RefSeq and is a predicted model, not a curated record. Bases 1 to 2031 code for a protein of 676 amino acids. The transcript has 6 exons. NCBI's taxonomy places the organism in Eukaryota, Fungi, Ascomycota, Pezizomycetes, Pezizales, Morchellaceae.
AUGAGUCAAUUUCAGGAGCGGAGAGUUUCCGCAGACGAAACCAAGUGGAAUGGCAUUGGCGAAGAUUUACAAUUGACCGCCGAUUUGCUGAUUGUCGCCAAUGGUGACUAUUUCGGAGUCCAAUGUGACCCCAGGGAGUUCCCAUUCCAAUCCUUCGCAAGGUGUGCCGAGGUCUUGAAGAAGGCCAAUAAGGAUGGCCGUUUCCCACCUGCGGUAGUAAGGUUCUACAGUGUCUCCUACAUAAAAGAAGACCCCUCCAGGCGUGCAUGGGUGCUGCCACAAAGCCCACUUUUACCAAACGAGCAGGCUAUCAUGAUGUCCCAUGAUUCAGUUUUUGAAGCGCUCAAUAGACAGCUUUCCGACGACAUGGCCAGGAGUGUCUAUUCACUGCUGGAUAAUGCGAUUGAAGUUCUGAAAAAGGAGUCAUUGUGCGAGGAGUUUAUCCUCUGGGGCAGCUGUGCGUUCCAAGCGGAGAACAGCUGCCAUAGGUCUCUAUAUUCAAAUCCGCGGGACUCCGAGAGGGGUGUGCGUAACGCACUUGAGGAGUUACUCUACCACCGCAUUACCCGCUGGAAAGUAAAUGAUAUGUCGUUUUCGCUCCUUUUACAACAGGUGGACCUGGCCGAUGCUUUAAAUAUCGGUGAAAUCUUUGGGCGAAAUAUUAUCAGCCGAAUCGAUUGGGGUCGUUUGAACCCGGUAAAAACGAAGCCGUUUGGUUAUUUCUGGGAUAUCCUACGCCUUCGCAGUGCCUUGAGGGGAGGAGAUUUGGCGCUUGCGAUUGAGUUGAUGUGGCAUAUACAUCCUAUGCAGUUAGGCCUGGAUUCUCCGGAGAUUGUUAUAUCAUCAUCCGACGAGUUUCUUAUCAAAGAUAAUUGGCGUAAGAUCCAUCUCAAAUAUUUCUUCCCAUGUCUAGUAGCAUUUGAUGCCCUGCCCCUUAACGAGUGCAGAGAGAUCACAGAAGCCGCGAAAACCAUUCUAGCGACUAUUGCCAGGUACGUACUUGGAUCACUUCAAAAGAUCCAAUCGUGCAGAUACGCAACGCUCCGGAUGACAUGGAAUAAACGCCCAGAUAUCUUGAUUAGACGCGUGCUGGAUAUGCUUGCAAUAUGUUUGUGCAAUAUGCAACAGUAUGCUGGAAACAAGAUCAGGCCGGGUCCAGAGAACGAGUUCCUAACGGGCAUUAUACAAGCAUGGAACUUUUGGUGCCAUAAAAAGACCAUCAAUGCGCAGGAAUCUGAGCUUGACAUCAACAAGUUCAUGGUCAUCUUUGCGGACGCGUUCAGUAGUUCGUACAGCGGCAUUGAAAUUUUGGCCCUGUACCAGAAAUCAAGUUUGCGACAGCCUUAUAGCAAAUUCCGAAUUAUGCGGACUACUUGGAAGGUAAAAAGGGGCCAAUUCCAAUCCCUUUCGUCGUUCAAUAAGCGUUCCAGCGAGCAGAAACAUCCUCAGGCAAAGGCGUUCAAGCACGAAAGGGUGGAGAGCGGGAACACUGAUGAUGGUGACCAAGCGGCGCUCACAAAGGCAGAGAUCAUAGCUGCGUCAAUGAUUCGGUCGUUCUGGAAGAAGUACUGGCCAAUAUUGGUGAAGAGGAGAGAAUUCGAGAAGACGGAUGAGGGAAUGGCCACAAAGGUGAUGGACGGCCUCUGCAAGACACUGCGAGAUACUGUUGACGAGGUAUUGCCGAAGAAAAGGUUGAGCCUCGACAACACGCUAUCGGAGUUGAUAGUGAAAAUGAAAGCAGAGGAUCUCAAGUGGAAUGAGAGAGAGAUGCUGGAUGAAAAUUACCAGAGUCUGCGCCAGUCGAGGGCAGAUAUGGUGGAUGUGAAGGCCCUUGUUUUGCACGAGGAGGUCGUGGCCUGCCCGGUGGAGGAGUUGAGAUACAGAUUGACCGAAGCAGAGGCCCUAGCGACGCAAAUAGAUAAAUCAGUGGGGGAUAUUAUGGGGGAGAUCACGAGGAUCGAGGAUCAAGUUGCCGGGAGAAGAGCUUCAGAUUCACUGAAAACACCCGGAGAGCAGGAGCGAUUGAAAUGA